Molecule: messenger RNA, 773 nt
Organism: Xenopus tropicalis (tropical clawed frog)
Lineage: Eukaryota; Metazoa; Chordata; Amphibia; Anura; Pipidae
Gene: polr1h
Product: RNA polymerase I subunit H
Exons: 5
Coding region: 305-673 (122 amino acids)
Biological process (GO): DNA-templated transcription
Cellular component (GO): nucleoplasm; nucleolus
Molecular function (GO): nucleic acid binding; DNA-directed RNA polymerase activity; zinc ion binding
Source: RefSeq, a predicted model, not a curated record
GCCGCAACAGACCUUGUGCACCAACAAACAGGAUCCGCCGGGAACGAAGGUCCAGAGUAGAACCGUUCCGCUUCCUUUCCCCUAAGCACCGUAGGGAAAGGGCACAGGAAAACAGGCUACUUUGCGCUCUAUUCUUGUCAGACGCAGCCACCCCGCCUCUACAGUCCCUUGGGGAAAGGAGCUGCUUCCUCGGUACGUUGUACGUCACAUGGAACUUCCUGCUGGUCCGUCCGGGUUUCUUCGUCCCUUCCCCCAGUGAGAGGGAAAGCGAAACAUAAAUCUAGUGUCGUUCUACUGCCGUAAGAUGGAUAUUUCUACUACCUGUUUUUCUUCAGUAUCGGAUUUCUGCUCAGACUGUGGCUCAGUGUUGCCUCCCCCUGGGAUUCAGGAUACAGUCACCUGCCUUCGCUGCUCACAUCGUACACAUGUUACUGAGUUCUUGGGAAAGUGUGUUCAAACAUCAGUUGUAUUCAAUAAACUUGAUACCAUCAAACUCUCAAAUGAAACAGAAGAGGCUGGAGAGCUGAAAGGCCCCCUGAUUGACAGGCGCUGCUCUCGUUGUGGGUUUGAAAGGAUGGCUUACCACACAAGACAGAUGCGCUCUGCAGAUGAGGGUCAGACAGUCUUCUAUACAUGCGUCAAUUGCCGUUUCCAGGAAAAAGAGGACUCUUGAUACAAUACUGCAUUACAGUGAUAUCCCAGCUGGAUGACUUACAACAAAAUAUGUAUUUUUAUGUUUAACUUCAUGAAUAAAAAUGAUAUUUUUCUUAUAA